Molecule: messenger RNA, 2114 nt
Organism: Myxocyprinus asiaticus (Chinese sucker)
Lineage: Eukaryota; Metazoa; Chordata; Actinopteri; Cypriniformes; Catostomidae
Product: gamma-aminobutyric acid receptor subunit pi-like
Exons: 10
Coding region: 245-1582 (445 amino acids)
Biological process (GO): regulation of membrane potential; nervous system process; monoatomic ion transmembrane transport
Cellular component (GO): synapse; GABA-A receptor complex; membrane
Molecular function (GO): GABA-A receptor activity; neurotransmitter receptor activity; extracellular ligand-gated monoatomic ion channel activity
Source: RefSeq, a predicted model, not a curated record
GGGAUAAACUACAGUAAACUGCACUAAUGCCAUGUACUCAGCUGGCAUGUCAUCCCCAUCAUCCCUGAAGUUGGCAUGAGAGAGAGAGAGAGAGAGAGAUUUUGAGCAACUGAGCCAUAAAGAAAAGAGAGUGAGAACAAAAUGGGACAGACAAAGAAUCAUUGCCACCUCACAACCAGAACACUGUCUACAUGUACAAGACUGAACCGAGACAGCUAAUAAGUCCUCCAUAUCACAAAAUCACAUGAUGCUGCAUUAUCUCCUGUUCUGGGCAGGUCUCUUUCUGUUGUUUACAAAUGGUGAAAGAGGGUUUCAUGGGAAUCAAUAUGGAGAAUGGAAUGAUUCUCAACUGCAGCCCACCAUACAGAAGUUAAUGAAAGGCUACAACCGCUACUUAAGGCCAAACUUUAACGAGGGCCCAGUUAAAAUUGGAAUGAGUUUGGAUAUUGCCAGCAUUGAUGCCAUCUCUGAAAUCAACAUGGACUACACAGCCACCAUUUUUCUAAGACAACGAUGGCGAGAUUCCCGGCUGGUAUUCCCAGGAAAUGAAAGUCUAAGUCUAGAUGGACGUCUGGUUUCCCUGCUGUGGAUUCCUGAUACGUUCAUCCCUGAUUCUAAGCGUUCCUUCCUCCAUGAUGUCACUGUGGAGAACCGACUGAUCCGUAUCUUCAGCAAUGGAACUGUGCUUUAUGCUCUGCGCAUAACAGCAACCAUCGCCUGCAACAUGGACCUCACCAAGUAUCCAAUGGAUAGACAAGAAUGUACUUUGCAACUAGAAAGCUGGGGCUAUAAUUUACAGGAUGUGGUGUUUUAUUGGACUCGAGGGAAUGACUCAGUAAAGGGGUUAGAUACACUACGUCUUGCCCAGUACAGUGUAGAGACCUACUACACAACUGUAUCUGAGGCAGCUUAUGAAACAGGUUUUUACCCAAAGCUAGUGCUGCACUUUGCUUUGCGCAGAAAUGUCCUCUUUUUCAUUCUGGAGACAUAUGUGCCCUCAACACUGCUGGUCGUUCUGUCAUGGGUGUCUUUCUGGAUCAGUCAGUCAUCUGUACCAGCUCGCACCUGUAUCGGAGUGACUACUGUUCUAACAAUGACCACACUGAUGAUGGGUGCCAGGACCUCACUGCCCAAUGCCAACUGCUUCAUUAAGGCCAUUGAUGUCUACCUCGGUAUCUGUUUCACCUUCAUCUUUGGAGCUCUGCUGGAAUAUGCCUGUGCUCAUUUCUGCACAGUGCAGCACCAGACUAUUGUAGAUGUGCAAAGGGAACUCCUGAAAGAAUUUGAAGAGUCAAACGGUACAACUCAUUUGGUCAAUUCACCCAAAAAGAUGCAGACAAAAGCCUCCAGCCAGCAAGAGACGACUGACCAAUCUGUGACUUGUGAAGGAGAUUGUGAAGGAGAGUCAAAGAAGCAGGAGAGGGAGUGCGGUUUGUCCUUUGUUAAGCAAAUAUCACGCAGAGCUGCAUCCAUGAUGAGUGUUGAGAAUCCUCACAACAUCGACAGACACGCACGCACACUGUUCCCCAUGGCAUUUCUCCUUGUCAACAUCCUCUACUGGCUGUACUACCUUUUAUUCUAAUGGAAAGAGAUCUCGUACCUUCCCCAUCUCCCAAAAAUUAUGUGAGUAUUGCACAAAUGACUGAAAAAGUGAAAAGACUGCUGACGAUCUGUCAUUUCCAGCUGAAGAGUGCCCCGCUGAGCUGGACUUUUUCUCUUUCACAUUGUUCAAAGUUGUAAGUGUUUCUAAAGCAACGAGGAAAGUGAUUACAUGAAUCAACACUCGUAAAUAUCUAUAAGGACACAUCUGCAACAGGACACAAAGAAAGUUGAUGUUGUGUGUGUCCACUUUUAUUUCUUAAGGAAUGGCUUUCACAUGAAUUAUAUAUUUAAGGGUUCGAUGGUUUCCAUGCCUUUCCUUCUUGUGUUGUUUUGCUAUUUAUUGAAUAAUUAAAAAUGUAAUGCUUUGUCGGAAUGUUGUAAACUCAAUGAGCACUGACAGUAUUAAAGGAAAACAAUACAAUAACAAUGAUCUAUGUAUGUAUGUACAUUAUAUCUAUCUAGUAUCUAUCUAUCUUGGCUGUGGGUGACACACAAUUGUUUUUCUCUGUCUA